Messenger RNA from Thalassophryne amazonica, 3121 nucleotides. RefSeq names its product inositol hexakisphosphate kinase 1 (gene ip6k1). Gene Ontology annotation, cellular component: nucleus; cytoplasm. The record is from RefSeq and is a predicted model, not a curated record. Bases 157 to 1959 code for a protein of 600 amino acids. NCBI's taxonomy places the organism in Eukaryota, Metazoa, Chordata, Actinopteri, Batrachoidiformes, Batrachoididae. Gene Ontology annotation, biological process: inositol phosphate biosynthetic process; phosphatidylinositol phosphate biosynthetic process. Gene Ontology annotation, molecular function: inositol hexakisphosphate kinase activity. The transcript has 9 exons.
CGUGCACGCACGCAGUCUCGCUAUUAUGACGUUAUUACAGAGCUGGUUUUUUCCUCCUCCCUCCGUCGUUAAUGAGUUCAGACCGGGCACGGACAUCCGCGAAGCUCACCGGGCUGUGAGACGCAGCUCGGUGUCUGGCUGACGGGACGCUUGGUGAUGCUGACCUGCCCUGCUGACUGCACCCCCCCCCCCCCCCCCAAAUGUCCUAAUUGGUUCUCUGUGCUGCAGGUGGUGGAUUGGAACACUCUGAUUGGAGACUUAGUGAGGUGGUUUGUCGGUCUGGCGCCACCACCCCCCGGGGCCGGCGUGCGCUCCCAGCAGCCCGUGGUCCCCUGUGCCCUGCCCUCCCCAUCACUGCACAACAGAGCCCAUGCCCAGGGAGGAGGAGCUGCACAUCUGCCAGGAGCCAUGUGCCUCCCUCACCCCAACAUGGAAAGUAAGUUACAGGGGCCGGGGCCGGGGGGAGGAACUUCACUUCGACCAAGAGCAGGCGGCGUUCCACUGGAGCCCUUUAUACAUCAGGUGGGCGGUCACAGCAGUAUGAUGCGUUACGAUGACCACACUGUGUGCAAGCCUCUGAUCAGCAGAGAGCAGCGUUUUUACGAGUCGCUGCCUCCUGAUAUGAAGGAGUUCACUCCAGAGUACAAAGGUGUGGUGCUCGUUUGCUUUGAAGGCGACUCUGAUGGCUACAUCAACUUGGUGGCCUACCCAUACGUUGAGAGCAGCACGGAGGGAGGCGGCGGCGAUCACGACGAGCGCGACGCCUCUGAGAGAGAACAGCCGAGGAGGAAGCACUCCCGCCGCAGCCUUCAUCGCUCCUCCUCCUCCCUGGAGCACAAGGAGGAGCGAGCUGACAGGAGGGACUCCCAUGAUGCAGACGCUUCUGAUAACAGUCUGGCAGAGCUGAAGAGUCCUCGGCUCGACCCCAAGCUCCAUUCAGAUGUUCCCUUCCAGAUGCUGGACUGGAACAGUGGUUUGAGUGCGGAGAAGAUCAGCCACAACCCUUGGAGUCUGCGCUGCCACAAACAGCAGCUGAGCCGCAUGAGAUCCGAAUCCAAAGACCGCAAACUCUUCAAGUUCCUGCUGCUGGAGAACGUGGUUCACCACUUCUCGUACCCCUGCAUCCUGGACCUGAAGAUGGGCACCAGGCAGCAUGGAGACGAUGCUUCAGAGGAGAAGGCGGCCAGGCAGAUGAAGAAGUGUGAGCAGACCACUUCUGCCAAGCUGGGGGUCAGAGUGUGCGGCAUGCAGGUGUACCAGCUGAGCACUGGCCACUACCUCUGCAGGAACAAGUACUACGGACGCAGCCUGUCUGCCGAAGGCUUCCGCCAGGCCCUGUACCAGUACAUGCACAAUGGGAAGUGCCUGAGGCGGGACCUCUUUGAGCUCAUCCUGAAUAAGCUCUGCAGCCUGAAGGCGGUGCUGGAGCGCCACGCCUCCUAUCGCUUCUACUCCUCAUCGCUGCUCGUCAUCUACGAGGGAAAGGAACCAGAGGGUCCAGUCUUCCUGAACACGGGGCAGACUGUGUCUUGGCAGAAGAGUCCUGCAGAGUCGCGGUCCGGCCCCGAUGCCCAGCCGCAACAGCCCCUGUGUGGGAGAGACUUCAGCCAGAACCAGGAGCCAGGAUCACUGUCCUCGCCCAGACCUGGAUUCAAGGCUUCUCAUCCUCCCCCCGCCCUGACAGACUGCAGGCCCCUCCUCCCCCCAUCACCUCAGCCCCACGCAGAGUCCCAGCACCCGCCCACAUUACUCUCUGUCGGCUCCUGUCCCCCCGCCCCCUCUCUGCCUCCGCAGCAGCCCUCCCUGGUGGAUGUUCGUAUGAUCGACUUCGCCCACUCGACCUUCAAGGGUUUCCGCGGAGACACUGCAGUGCACGACGGGCCCGACCAGGGCUACGUGUUUGGACUGGAGAGCUUGAUCAGGAUCCUGGAGAGCCUGCGUGAUGACAAUCUGCCGUAGCGUCGCGCACCCGCGCAGUUUGUCGGGAGUUGGUCCGAGCUGCGUUUCUCACUGUAAAUACAGACCUGUUCCUACAGGAAUACGACCAUCCCACAAUGUAGAUGUUGCUAUAGCGACAACAGGAGAUACAACAAUAUGAUGACAUUGGCUGUCACGAGCUCCGCCCACCCCACCCCCCACCCCUUUCUUUUUCCUCCCAGUAUUCCCCAGACUCGCAGAAGCCAAACUUGUGGAACAAUGGGAACAAACCCCCCCACCCCACAUCUGUUGAAGCAAUAGAAGACCCAUAAAGUACCGCGUGUGCGUCUUAAUCCAGUCCGUGUCCUGUAAUUAUCCUGUGGGUCGGCGUGUUGGUGCCAUGUUUUCAGAUGGACUCCUCAAAUGUGUCACAACUAGAGCUGAAACGAGCGCUUUAGUUUUUUAAUGUCUAUAUAUAUAUAUAUAUAUAUAUAUAUAUAUAUAUAUAUAUAUAUAUAUAUAAAUCACUCAGCCGAGUCCAAAGUCUUAAAUUAUAUUUUUUGAUGUUAAAACGAAAAGCUUUUUGUCCUCAGCUGUUCAACACCAAAACUGAACAUUUGUGAUCCAGGUCCUGUUUUUGUCCUGUUAAAAAUUAGAAAUUUAAUUUAAUUUGACCCCACACAAACGCACACACACACACAGAGUAAAUUAUUUUUGUAAUUUGACCCCCCCCCCCCCCCCUUCAUGUUUCAUCUUAUGUCACAGUUAAAACAUUUUUAAAGUUCACUGCAUUUGAAGUGCAACAACAUCUCAGUGAGCCGAUCUGUCAGAACGCGGCCUGAUACAGAUCCCUGGACCUGAUCCCGGUGUGGGCCCCAUCCUGAAGUUAAUCGACUGUUUCAGCACUAGUCGUGACCAAACAUUUGUCUUUCUGUGAGAUUUUAACCACGUGACCAAUCACAUUUGAUCAGGCGAGGGUCUGUCAAGCUGAAAAACCAAGAGACAAGCUGCAGCACUGUAUCGCCCCCUAGUGGGCACGAACAGGAGACAGAACAAGAGAGAAUCUGAAUAUUUUAUUUUUGGUUUAAAAGUGAUUAUUUAUUUUUUCUAUUGGCUGUUGUCUUCUGUGUGUAAAAGCUGUAAAGUUGGUUUUAGCUGCAAUCUGUGUUUGAAGUAUCAAGAACAUGAGCGGUAUUCUUUGACA